Messenger RNA from Heterostelium album PN500, 2304 nucleotides. RefSeq names its product Arf GTPase activating protein. The coding region runs from base 1 to 2304 and encodes 767 amino acids. Lineage: Eukaryota; Evosea; Eumycetozoa; Acytosteliales; Acytosteliaceae. Gene Ontology annotation, molecular function: GTPase activator activity. The record is from RefSeq and is a predicted model, not a curated record. The transcript has 3 exons.
AUGAUGGAAAAAUCAAAAAAUGAGACAAUUCUCUGGGAUUUGAGAGAAUUGGAGGAAAAUAAUAAAUGUGCAGAUUGUACAGAUAGUUUUCCUAGAUUUUUGAAUACUAGUUUAGGUACUUUCGUUUGUUCAGUUUGUGGUGCAGUACAUCGAGAAUUAGGUCAUAGAGUAAAGAGUUUAGCUUCAGAUAAGUUCAAUGACGAAGAGAUUGAAAAGUUAAAGAAUAUUGGUAAUAAGAAAGCACAAGAUAUAUGGUUGUCGAAAUGGACAGAGAAAGAGUUUCCUACACCGUUGCCCUCCGAUGAGAAGAAGGUUCGUGAGUUUAUAAAGCUAAAGUAUGUCGAAAAGAAGUGGGCUGCACUCGAACAGCUUACUCCUUCAAAGCUAAAGUCACCAGUAAACAAGAACAACUCUGUCAAAGUUCCACCUUCACCCGCCAACAUUGAGAAUGUCACCUCACCACAACAGCAACAACAACAACAUGCUCAAACAGUUACAUCUCCCAACGAAAGAAAAUCAAAUUUAGAUUCACGUAAAUCAAUCUCCAAGGAAUUUGAGAAUCUUUCUUUGUCGUCCGAUAGUAAUAAUAAUUUAAACAACAGUACAGCAUCGAUUGCCUCAAUGUAUGAGAAUGGAAAUGCUUCAAAGUAUGCACCGUUGCCAUCGAGAAACACUGGAAACACCAGUUCGGUUGAUAGCAAUGGUAAGCCGUUCAAUCCAUUCCGUGAGGAGAAUAAAUACUUUACUGAGAAGAAAGAGACGUUCCCUCCAUUCUCCAAGGAACCAUACGAUCAACACACCUAUCUCAAAGAGAAGUCUUCAUUCUAUCAAAAGGUAAAGUUGGAUCAACCAAGACCAAGAACACCUCCUACUCAUGCACAAUCGACAAAUAACCUAAGCAACUUGAACUAUAGUAAACCAAAUCCAAUGCAAUCUUCAGUUACACAAUCACAACCACAACCAAUUGCCCAAACACUCAUGAUUACAGGCAGCGCGCAACCUCCAAUUGUUAAUAAUACAUUCAAUCCAUUUGUAGAUCAAUCACUCAACCAACAACCUAAUUUACUAACUCAACAACAACAAUCGGGUAUGAUGAACUCCAACCCACAACUAAUGAGUGGAAAUCAACAAAAUAUGAUGUAUAGUCAACAACCACAACUACAGCAGCAACAACAACAACCAAUGCAACAACAGACAGGUAUGUUAGCAUUGCCUGCUCCACAACAAUCAUCUUUGUUUGGUGAUCUGUUGCCAUCUGGAUAUCAACAACCACAGCAACAACAACCAUUGGCACUUCCAGCUCCAUUCCAACCUCCAUAUCAACAACAACAACAAUCAUUCCAACCCCAACAAUAUCAACAGCAACAACAAUUCAAACCACAACAAUCAUUCCAACAAAAUAAUAUGAUGAUGCAACAGCAGCAACAACCACAUCAAGAACCAUUACCAUUGGAUGAACUGUUUGGUUUGAAAUCUGUUAAUCCAGAACCAGUAUUCCCAAGUAGUGAAAUGUCAUUUGAGAAUGGAAAUCAAUUGGAUUACGAUGAGGAUCAAAAUAGAGCUUGGAGGGAUAUUGAAGACAAGAAGAGACAGUAUCUCAAAGAUCAUGAGAUAGCACUUAAAUUACAAAAUGAACUGAAUAGUCGUCCACAAACACCACCAGCCGGCUUGACAAGAGAGAGAAGCAAGACGGAGCCACCUCCACCUCUUCGUAGCUCGGCAAGCUCAGGAUUGCGUUCAAGCCAGAACAGCACCUCCACACAUCGUAAUCGUUCUCGUUCAAGCUCAAUGGAGUCUUCACAGCCAUCGGCAUCGUACCACAAGAAUACUACGACUCAUCCACUCCACUCGUCGACCUACCAGACCGACAGCUAUGACUACCGUGCUCACGAUAUCGUAGCAUCGUCAAGAUACAAUAGAAAUCAACAACAAGCCAACAACAACAAUCAACAACAACAACAACAACAAUAUCUAGAGGAUGUCCCAAGAGAUUACAACAAUAUUCAGUCACCAAGACAUUCUACCAACCAAAUGGUAGUCUACAACUCUGAUAGCAAUGCACACGCUGUCGAAUGCGAUGCCUGUGGCACCAAAACAUCAUUCGAUGCGCUGACACACCACAAAAACACAGAUUGUCUGUUCCGUCCAAUGAAAUGUACCUAUUGCAACAAACUCAUCAAAUACAUCCAAUACAAUGAUCAUCAAGAUCUCUGUCAAACCAAACUAUUCACCUGUGGAGUAUGUGGUAGAUCCGUACCAGGUAGAGAUAUGCCAUAUCACAUGUCUUCAUUCCAUAACAGAUAA